Messenger RNA from Tetrahymena thermophila SB210, 2589 nucleotides. RefSeq lists its product as hypothetical. The record is from RefSeq and is a predicted model, not a curated record. The transcript has 2 exons. NCBI's taxonomy places the organism in Eukaryota, Ciliophora, Oligohymenophorea, Hymenostomatida, Tetrahymenidae.
AUGAGUAGGAGUAGUUCAGUCUUAAAUUUCAGAGAAAUAAUAAUUAGUGGGAUUCAAGAUUUAGAAUAGGGUGUUAAGUAAAGAAAUUAAGAUAGAAGCAGCUCUUAAAAGAAAGCGAGUCAACAUCAAAUUGAAUCUCCUAUACCAUGCUUUUAAUCUAGCUACUAAGAUAAUUCUCCUAGCAAUAUAAAAGAUUUAGACCUAAGUUAUUCUCCUAAGAAUGUUAGUUAGUAUGAAAUGUCAAAUAAAUUAGAAUAUGGACUUAAAGAUUACAAUAAAAUAUAAUUAUAGUCAUUUAAAAUACCUUCUUUUACCAAUCCAGUUCAAAAAAACUAAAAGAAUAGAGAAACUGAAAAACAAUCAUAUAAAUUAAACUUAAACAAUGUACCAAAUCAAAGUGGAUUUGACUAUUAAUAGAAGGAGAACUCAGCUUUGGCUGGAGGUGAAUGCACAUUUCGCGAAAAAAAUAGUACUUAUUACUUUAAAGAUGUUAAUACCAACAAAAAUAUUCCUUAGUAUAAUGUAUCGCAAUACAGUAUUAUUAGACAGAGUGAAAAAAAUGAAAUUAAAAGUAAUUAAGUGACAUCUUAUUAAGACAGGAGUAAUAAUGAAAAAUAACUUGCAUUUAAACAUAACGAUAUGUCAAAUGAUAUAUAUUCUCCUCUAGCUAGUAGAAUGGAAUGGGAGAACGAUUCGAGUAUAUUUUAAAUCAAAAAUAGCAGCAAAUACGAAUCAAAUAAAAAUUUUAAUAAACAAAUUUAAGAGAAUGAAAGAAAUGUGGAUUAUUUUAGUAUUUAUGAUAACCCUUAUUAAGAUAGGUAGAAUAUAUUUAAAACAUUAAAGAUAAGUGAACCUUAAACUAUUCCAACAUAAAUUAGCUCAAAUAUUGAAAGUCCUAAAUUUGAUUAAGUAAAUUAAAAUAAAAAUGUUGUAAAAAAUAAAUUUAAAAGAGCGAAAAGCAGCUACAAUUUAAAAGAAAGUAAUUCUUUUUCUAAUAAUAAAAAUGGCUAACAGCAAAAGCAAGAAAGAAUUGAUAGAUCAUUAAGCUUUAAAAAAGGUAUAAAUCUAUCACCUCCUAGAAAAACUACAAUAUCAUCAUAAAUGAAAACCGAAAGAAUCCCAACUCAAAUUUCCUUUGAAGAUAGCUUAAGAUCUUACUAAAUGAUUGAUUAAAAUAUCAAAUAGCCUAUAACAUAAUAUGCAGUUUAAAAAGAAAAUCUUAAAAGAAUGAUAUUAAAUUUUGAAUCUGACUAACUAAGAGGAAUAUACAAUUUAUCUGCAUUUAUCAAAUUUUUUAGGGAAUUAGGACUCAUGCAAGUGGCAUAGUAAUAAGAAAAUAAUUUAUAAUAAGAGAUAUAAGUAGUAGAAGAGCUUUGGAGAUUACUUAAAUUUGCUUCUUAUUCUGCUGAAUGUGUCAACACAAGCUUUAUUUAUCAAAUAGUAUUAAUCAUCAUUGAUUGUUAAACUUAUAAAGCAAUUUAAGCUUCCUAGCUAAUUGAUACUUUAUGCCAAAAAGAAUACUAAAAAUAUUCUAACUUUUUUUAACAAGAAAGAGAAAACAGUUCAAUUUGGAUAUCUUCUGAAAUUGUUAAUGGAAUUAGAGAUGCUCUGUCAGUUUCUAAAAAAAAUGAGAAGAUAUUUGUGAAAAACGAAAUAAUGAAUAAAAAUAACUAAAAGGCUAAGAUAGCACAGCUCUUUUAGCAUACGAACUACUUGAAGACUGAUGGUGAAUAACACAAAACUAAAAGAAGCUAUUCAAAUAACUAAUUAACAAAUAAUUCAGAUGAGGAUUUUAUAUAUGAAGUGUAAAAAUCUAACUAAAAUUAAUUCAACAAAUAACAACAUAAUGAAAAUAGCACAGAUUCUUUACAUAGCUUAAAACAAUCUAGUUAAUUAAACUAGAAAGGAGAUAAAUCUAACAGAAAAUCUGAUAGAGAUUAAUAUAAAAAUUAAAAGAAUGUUCAUUAGAGAUUAUUUAACAAUUCACAAAGCAAAACUAGAAUAAUUAAAGAUCAUUUACAAGCAAAAGAGUAAAAAGAAUAAAAUGAGAUCAAUUAAUGCACAUUUAAACCAUAAAUUAAUAAAAACACUCAAAAAAUUUUAUAAAAAUCGCUUUCAAAUCUGUAGUUGUAAAAAAAUAAAGAACCCAUAGAAUAAGAAGAGUAAUCAAUAAGAGAAACAAUAAAAGGAGUAAAGCAAAAUCUUUAGAGAAUGGAAUAGGCUAGAUAGCAAAGAAAUCAUGAGGAGAAGUAUUGGGAAAAUUAACGCUUAAAAUAUUAAAAUUAUUUAAAUCGUAGUCCUUUAACUAAGAAUUCUAAAUAGCAAUAAAAAUUAGUAAAUUUAAGUCCAAGCCCAUAAAAACUGAGAACUGAAAAAAUAAUGAGAGAAAAACCUAUGCUUUAUGUCGAUAUUAAUAUAACAAAAGGAAAAACAGGUAAAAUAGCCAUAUAUUAAGGUGACAUUCCAGAAGAUGUUGCUAAUAACUUUGCUAAAAUUUAUAAAUUAAAUACUGUAGCUACUCAAAAAUUAACUAAUAAACUAAAGGAUAUCAUAUAAGCCUAUUACUCAUAGCUGUAUGACUAGUUUUGA